GCGAGUUCCUCAACAUUUAUUACCUCGAAAAGGACAUAAUAUUCUAUAGAGUUGUAAUUGCUUGGUAUGCCACAGCCCUUGGAGUAAAUACAAUACUUAACUCCGUUAUCUUCUUCUGGACAAGACCAAUUUUGAGGAAAGAAGCAUUUAAAGUUCUAAAAGGAAUCCGUGGUAAUUGA
Molecule: messenger RNA, 179 nt
Organism: Paramuricea clavata
Lineage: Eukaryota; Metazoa; Cnidaria; Anthozoa; Malacalcyonacea; Plexauridae
Source: the annotation of a GenBank genome assembly